CGGCUGGAGGGGGCUUGGGGGGGCUGCCCGAGCCGCCCCCGCCGGGACCCCUCCGCCUGCUGCCGGCCUGCCGCGGGGAGCGGCGCGGCAAUACGGAGCCGCCUGCUGCCCGGCGAGCGCAGCAUCCUCGGCGCCCGCGAACAAAGGCUCGGCGCCAGCCGCCGCUGCCCCGGCGCCCGGCGGGGAUGGCGGCGCUGGGCUUGGGGGGGCUGAGCGCCGCCGCCCGCAGGAAGAGCGGCCCGGCCCGCAACGCCGCGGUGGAGCGCCGCAACCUCAUCACGGUCUGCAGGUUCUCAGUCAAGACCCUGAUCGACCGUUCGUGCUUUGAGACCAUCGACGACAGCUCCCCCGAGUUCAGCAACUUCGCAGCCAUCCUGGAGCAGAUCCUAAGCCAUCGGCUCAAAGGUCAGGUCUCCUGGUUUGGCUACGAGAGCCCUCGCAGCUUCUGGGACUACAUUCGCGUGGCUUGCCGCAAGGUCUCGCCCGGCUGCAUCUGCAGCAUCGAGAGCAUGGAGAACGUUGGCUCCUCCCGGGCCAAGGGCCGGGCCUGGAUCAGAGUGGCACUGAUGGAGAAGCACCUGUCUGAAUACAUCUCCACAGCUCUCAGAGACUUCAAAACAACCAGGAGGUUCUAUGAGGAUGGAGCCAUCGUGCUGGGGGAAGAAGCCAACAUGCUGGCUGGGAUGCUGCUGGGGCUCAACGCCAUCGACUUCAGUUUCUGUCUGAAGGGAGAGGGCCUGGAUGGCAGCUUUCCAGCUGUUAUAGAUUACACACCCUACCUGAAGUUCACCCAAAGCUCCGACAGCAUCAGCAGCGACGAGGAGGAGCUGCGGACGCUGGGCAGCAGCGGCAGCGAGGGCAGCACCCCGGAGAACGUGGGGCCGCCCUUCAUCACCGACGAGAACAGCUGGUACAACAAGUGCAAGCGGGUGGAGCACAAGUACCGCCUGGCCCUGGAGCAGAAGGGCUACCUGGAGGAGCUGGUGCGGCUCCGAGAGAACCAGCUCUCCCAGUCUGUCUCCCAGAACAAGCUGCUGCUCCAGAGGAUCGAGGACAUGCACCUGGCCCACAAAAUGGAGAAGGAGCAGCUGGAGUACAUCAUCGUGGAGCUGCAAGACCAGUUGACUGUGCUAAAGAACAAUGACUUGAGGUCAAGACAGGAACUAACCACUCACCUCACCAACCAGUGGCCUUCCCCAGGAGCUCUGGAUGUCAAUGCUGUGGCCUUGGACACUCUGCUCUAUAGAAAGCACAACCAGCAAUGGGAUGAGAAGAGUUUUCACAGCCUGGAGCAGCUUUCAGCAGAAGUUAGCCUUUCCCAGUCCUCUCUGGAGCCAGGUCACUCGCAGGAUGGCAAGCAGGAUGGAAUCAGCUUGUUGCAUGAAGGGAAAGAGGACACCCCCUCGCUGCUCGGCCUCUGUGGCUCCCUCACAUCAGUAGCCAGCUACAAAUCCCUCACCAGCCUGAAGUCCAGUGAGUGCCUGGCCAGCCCCACCACAGAGAUGACAAGCCCAGGGCUGACACCGUCCUGAGGCCCAGCCAGGGGCCUUGGUGCUGCACAGCAGUGGGGACUGCCACGGGCCCAGCUCAGCUGCUUUGUUUGCUCUCCUCACGGUUUGCUGAGCACGUCACAGCUUCUCUUCCUUCUCAUCCACUUUGGGGUUUUUUGCCUUUUUUUUUCCCAGAGGACUUCUGAGACUUUCUUCCCAUUUCACUCUUGGGCAGGUGGAGGACACCAACUGACAUUUAACAGGAAAGGCUUGGAGCUCAGUCCCCUCCCUCGCUGCCACAGCCUUCCUUCCUGCUGGCCCUGCUGUGCCCCUGGCUGCUUCCACCCGCAGAGCACACAGGGAUCCUGCGCUCUCCCUGGGGGGAAAAGAAGCCUAAACCCCAGCUUUGCAUCUGUGUCUGGCACAGGCCCUCCUCAACCCACCAGCAGCAGUCAGGCUGACUCGGUGCGGGGCUUUGCAUUCCUGCCAGGGUCAUGGCACCACUCUGGAACAGCAGCUCAAUAACACCCAGCCCUGGGCUCCCCAGUUCAAGAGGACAGAGUUCUGCUAGAGAGUGUCCAAGGGAGGCUAUGAGGAUGCUGAAGGACCUGGAACAUUUGUUUGAUGAGGAAAGGCUGAGAGCCCUGAGGCUGGUUGGGCUGGAGAGGAGCAGCCCCAGAGGGGAGCUGACCAAUGCUCAGCAAGAGCUAAAGGCUGAGGGGCAAGCAGCAGGGGCCAGGCUCUGCUCAGUGCUGCCCUGUGACAGGACAAGGGGCAGGGGACACAAACUGCAGUCCAGGAGGCUGCACCUCAGCAUGAAGAGAAACAUCUUUGGUGUGAGGGUGCUGGAGCCUGGAGCAGGCUGCCCAGAGAGGCUGUGGAGCCUCCUGCUCUGGACAGCUUCCAAACCCACCUGGCUGUGUUCUGUGUGCCCUGUCCUGGGUGAUCCUGCUCUGGCAGGAGGGUUGGACUCAAUCUCUAGAGGUCCCUUCCAACCUGUCCCAUUCUCCCCACUAGUUCCUGAAGUUGCAUGUGAGGAGCAAGUGCCACCUGGUCAUGCCAGGGAAGCACACUUGGCCAUGGCACAUGCUGAGAGCCUCACUGAAGGCCUGGAGUGACCUGAGUCUGGACAGUCCAAGCUCACAGGAGAAGUGUCUUGGUUUAUUUGCCUUGCUGGAGAGCUGGGGUUGGACCUUGGCAGGUUUGGGUUGUGUUUAGUGGCAGGAUCCCAAGGAAGAGUGCAAACGGGAAAGCAAAAGCAACACAGUGGUGAGGACUUUACUCAUCCCUGCAGUAGGGUUUGUCUUGCACAGGAGGUAGGCAGAACUGACUCCAGCUUGGAGUCCUUGCCAUGGACUUCAGGCACUGACAGAAACAAAGCUAGGAGAGGCUUUAUGUAAAUACAACUUUCCAGCUCACCCAACAGCUUCUGGAAUUGCAAACUCCAUCCUUAGUUCUUUGUAGGACACAAGGGAACCUCCAGCUCUGCCACUGCUGAGGAGGCAUCGCUCAGCAGCCCCUUGGUGACUCCCCCAACACCAAAGCCUGGCACUGGGUGGUGCUUCCAGGCCCGAGGGAAAAUGCUGCUUUGUGCCAAAGAAGCUUCAGAACUUGCUUACAUGAGUGGCUGCAAUACCAGACAGACCCUGAAGGACUCCUUGCUCCUGGGUGUUUCCCACUUACCACCACCCUCUGGCAGCUUCCAGUUGCUUGGCCUCUUGUAACGGCAGCUGGCACUGCAGCUGUGAUCUGCGCCACUUGGGGUGGCCUGGGAAGAAAGAGGAUUUGUGCUUCCUGGACUGAAAACUACAGGAGGAGGUCAGCUGCUGCCAGUGUGAGGCUGUGGAUCUCUGUAAGUCCAGGUAUGGUUUGGUUUACCUCGAGGAGGCUCGAGGUGAUCAAGAGGAGGCCACCAAGGUGGUCCACGGGCUGGAGCACCUCUGCUAUGGAGACAAACAGAGCGUUGGGGCUGUUCAGCCUGGAGAAGAGAAGGCUCCAGAGAGACCUUAGAGCAGCCUUCCAGGAUCUGAAGGGGGCUCCUGGAGGGCUGGGGAGGGACAGGAGGAGGGGGAACAGCUUCAGAAGAAGCUGGAUUGAGAUGAGACAUUUGAGAGCAGUUCUUCCCAUGAGGGUGGUGAGGCUCUGGAGCAGGUUGUCCAGAGCAGGCACAGAAGCUCCAAGCCUGGAGGCUUCCAACCCCUCAGCUCUCCAGCCUGCAGUGCUGGAGGUGGUUGUGCCCAUGGCAGGGUGGGCAGCUGCUGCUGCCAUUCCAAUGCAGGCUUCUAAAGCAGCUUAGCAGAGUCCACCAGCGCUCAUCUUUCAAGCCCCCCUGCACCUGCCAGUUAAUUGCUGUGUAAUAAAGUCUGGCAAAGCCUUCGUGCAGCAUCAGAACCUCCAUGAGCUCCGCCUGGCUGUGUCGCUGUGCUCGGGGCAGCUGAGGCAGCUCACCGAGUGCUGGGUUCCAAACUCGGAUCUCUUUUGACUAGAGGUGAGUUUUGCCCUCUCCCUGGAGGUGUUCAAGGCCAGGCUGGCUGAAGCCCUGCGCAAGCUGUGCUGGCAGGAGGUGUCCCUGCCCGUGGCAGGGGCCUUGAGCUGGGUGGCCUUGAAGGUCCCUUUUUUAGAAUGUGAUGAGUAGAGGAGCAGCAAGAGAGCCCCGACCGCAGCCCAGGGCAGGCGCAGGUGCCGGGGGCUGUCGGCUGUGCUCCGCCGGCGCUGCUGCUGCGAGCUGUGCCUCCUUAACCGGAGCCUCCUGCGGGGCCUGCGCCCCUGGGCGCCAGCCUGGGCAUGGGAGCUGAGCGCUGUGUGCUGCUCGGCUCGCCAGGUCCCAGGGCGCUGCCUCUGGGGCUGCCCUGCCGUGCACGUCCAUUAAACGUUUUGUACCAUCGCUCA
Molecule: messenger RNA, 4379 nt
Organism: Pogoniulus pusillus (Red-fronted tinkerbird)
Lineage: Eukaryota; Metazoa; Chordata; Aves; Piciformes; Lybiidae
Gene: RUNDC3B
Product: RUN domain containing 3B
Exons: 11
Coding region: 186-1532 (448 amino acids)
Source: RefSeq, a predicted model, not a curated record